AUGAAGGCUAUUCAGCUUCUGUGUCUAUGCACAACAUCAAAUAUUAAAGAAUAUGGAAUAGAUGCAGUUCUUAAGCCAUUCAUGACAGACUUGAAGAAGCUGGAAGAGGUAUGCACUAAAUACUGUUUUAAAAAUAAUUAACAGACAGUUUCCACAUGACCACAACUGCGGAUGAAAAAUGUUAAUUACAUAAGAACAUGCAUAAAGCAGCCAUUUCUCUAGUAAAAGAUAGUUCAUCGUAACGCUAACCGUAACAAUACAAUGACAUUAGCUCGUAACCUUUUCUCAUUAUUUAAAGCCAAAUGGUCAUCCCUUUACCAUAAAUGGAAGUGAAGAGAACAUCACUGGAUCCAUAGCAUACACGUCUGCAGACAACCUUGGUGCACAAUUAUUGGGGGGAUUCAAAGAAAGUUGCAGUGCAAAUAAGCCAUGCCGAUACUGCCUUGCAACAGCUGAAGAGAUGAAAUCUAAGGUAAGACAACAUAUGAGAAAUAUUACUGUAUUGUACUUUAAGUUGGCCAUUAAAACCCACGGGCCUUCUGCCUUCCAACUAAAUAGAUCAGAUCUAAGUAAGAUAAUUAUACAGUGUACAAUUUUUCUAUCAUCAAUAAUAAUUACCAUUAAUCUCUUUCAGUUUCAUGAAAAAGAAUUUGUUUUACGAACCAAGGAAAGCUACAACAUCCAAGCUGAUCAAGUUCAAAAAUACGGAGAACACUUCAGCAAAACAUAUGGCAUUAAUCGAAAGUCCAUUCUAACUGAGAGCAAUUAUUAUCAUGUAGUUGAUGGUUUGCCACCUGACAUAAUGCAUGACAUUUUAGAGGGUGUGUUGCAAUAUGAAACAAAGGAGAUGUUGAAAAACUUUAUCAAAGUGGAACAUUACCUCACAUUGAAGAUCCUGAAUGAUCGAAUUGCCAAAUAUGACUUUGGAUAUUACAAUGACACCAACAAACCAUCACCAAUAACUGAAGCAAAGUUUUCAUCAAAUGACAACAGUCUAAAACAACAUGGUUAGUUGUACAGUUGCAAUGUACUUUCAUACUGUAUUUUAAAUUGAUUACAUGAAUGAUAAUGUAUUUCCACACUUAUUCCAGCUGUCCAGAUGUGGUGCUUGGCAACACACAUACCACUCAUAAUUGGAGAUUUAAUUCCACUUGAAAACGCCCGGUGGAUUCUUUAUCUAAAGCUAUUAGAGAUCAUAUCACUUUGUUUUGCACCUGUUAUAUCAAAGGAUCAAGUUGCCUAUCUGCAGGUUCUUAUCAAUGACCACCAUCACAAAUUUAGAGAGCUUUAUCCAGAAUGCAGUAUUAUUCCGAAAAUGCAUUUCAUGGUACAUAUGCCAACUGCCACGAUGAGGUAACAUAGGACAUUUCAUAAACAUUUCAGGAUCCUACCAGAACUAAAAAAAAGUUCCAGCCGGAACGGAACUUAGACUAAUAUAUGCAUAUUAUUUGACGUACCUCUUACUGUGUUGUUGGUGAAGCCAAAGACCAGUUUCUUUGUGCAACUUUCAGCAUUUUGAAAUUUAUGCAUUUUUUCUGCAGGAGUUAGAUAAAAUGUAACAUUUAAAUUUUAUCAUCUUUAUGUGAUGCUGUGAUGCAUACUUUAUAUGAAAACCAACAGGAAUAUGAAUGCGGAUCUCUGUUCCCUGUCUUUUUCAUAAAUAAACUAUUCUAUAAUAUAAUUAAAUUCUUUUCCCCUCAAAACAAGAUAGUUCCAGUUCCAGCCAUGCUUUUUUAUUAGUUCCGGCCCGGAAGCGGAAAACCUAGAACAUCAGGGUUCCGGCCAGAACUAACCGGCUGGAAUUGCACCUCUAGCUUAGACUUUGUUUUGUAUUCCCUUUUCAUGCUUGACUUUCACUACUUCAAAAAAUUGCACUUUCGCAAAAACAGUAAAACAUAUAAAUAUUCAUAUAUCAUCAAAUCUGGUAUAUUGUACAAUUAUUGCCCAGAAUAUGAAUCUUAUUUUCUCAUUACCAGAAACAUAUUAUUCUUCAAAACAUUUAGAAUGGGACCUCUGGUACGAGCUUGGUGCAUGCGAUUUGAAGCAAAACACCAUUACUUCAAAAAGUUGAGCACUGUGAUUGGAAACUACACCAAUUUACCUUUUACUUUGGCUAUGCGGCACCAACAAUGGCUGUGCUACCAGUUACAAUCUGCUAACCAUGAAUCAGGAUUCCUUGAGAAAGGCGUUGAAGUUGGACCAGGUACUGGUUCUAUGCUCUUUCCAUUAACUGUAAUACAGAUACCCACAUAUCUAAUAACUACUAGUAACUAGUGCACAUCAUUGGAUCAAGAAGAAUCUUUCUGAUAUACUUAGAUGCUAUUUGUGUUGUCAUUGUAGGUUCAACAUUCUGUGCCGGAGAUCUUGAUUACUAUAAUUUACUAGAAGAGCAGGAAUUUGGUAUAGAUCAGACUACUAAUAUUACCAA
Messenger RNA from Paramuricea clavata, 2428 nucleotides. The record is from the annotation of a GenBank genome assembly. Lineage: Eukaryota; Metazoa; Cnidaria; Anthozoa; Malacalcyonacea; Plexauridae.